Molecule: messenger RNA, 2121 nt
Organism: Seminavis robusta
Lineage: Eukaryota; Bacillariophyta; Bacillariophyceae; Naviculales; Naviculaceae
Source: the annotation of a GenBank genome assembly
GGGGAAAACAAAGACGCCUUUGGUCUGGCUGAAACAGUAUUUCCAGCUCAGCCGGAUUAGGAGAGUGGCACUCCCGUGCAACCCCCAAACGGCCACCAUCCACCCAACACACGCAACAACCCUCUCGGAACCUCUUGCCAAGAGACGUCUCCUUUGAGUGAGUCGAGUAGAGUAGUCUGCCCCCUUGUGGCACUGAAAAGUACUCUACGGUACAAUACGACAAUGGGAAUCUCUGCUGCCGAGCGGAACCGACGAAAGCGACAGCGCAAGAAGAAAAAGGUGGAAGCCGAAGAAGAAGAGCAAAAGGCCAACGAUGCUGUUGAAACCAAGGGAGACAAUGCCGAUGAUUCGGUGACUCUGGAUGUGGAAAUUGAAUACGUUGUGGAAAAAGUCGUCGUGCCGACUGCUGCUGCAGACAACAAGUCAUCAGAAGAAGAGGGCGCCGUGUCAUCGUCGUUGGAAGAAAUUGAAUCCGUGCUGCGCAAAUUCGAAGAACGAUCCAAUUUCGUGACAGACGAUGAUGAUGAGGACGCCAAACAGGAGGAAAAGAAGGACGAAGAAGAGGAUUACGAUGAUGAGGACGACGAAGAGAAUGAAGAUUCCAUGAGCAAACGGAAACUGCGUGAAAUGAUUCGCCCUUCUUUGGCAGAACUCAAACGCCGCGUCACUCGACCCGACUUGGUGGAAGCGCACGAUGUCACCGCGUACGACCCAGAGUUUCUCAUUGAGCUAAAAGGCGCUCCUGGAACUGUCCCAGUUCCGCGACAUUGGGGAAGAAAGCGCAAGUAUUUGCAGGGAAAGAGAGGAUUUGAAAAGACCCCCUUUCAACUUCCGGAUUUUAUCAUCAAAACUGGAAUUGCUGAAGUCAGAGACUCGCUCAAUGAAACCGAAGCGGGCCAAUCCGCGAAACAAAAGAAUCGAGGACGGGUGGCUCCCAAAAUGGGAGCCAUUGACAUUGACUAUCGAACGCUCCAUAGUGCCUUUUUCAAACACCAAUCCAAGCCGGCCAACUUGACGAAAAUUGGAGACACGUACUACGAAGGAAAAGAACUCGAAACCAACACCAACAUUAAACCGGGAGGGCAACUCAGUGACGCCCUCCGCACAGCGUUGGGAAUGACGGACGAUCAUUCCCCUCCACCGUGGCUCAAUAACAUGCAACGAUACGGGCCACCACCGAGUUAUCCACAACUCAAAAUUCCAGGACUCAACGCCCAGUUGCCUCACGAUCAAUGCCAGUACGGAUAUCAUCCCGGAGGAUGGGGCAAGCCUCCGGUCGAUCCCUACGGACGACCACUCUAUGGUGGAAAUCCUUUUGAUCCGCCUGGAAAUCGCAAUAGUGAUGCGGCCAACGAUGCCUUGCUCGUGACCAGUCAUGGAAAAACAUUGGCCAAAGUAAGUUGGGGAGCACUGCCGGAAGCUGGAUUCGAGGAAGCCGAAGAAUCCGACGUGGAAGAAUCCAGCGAUGAGGAAAUGGAUGAAUCGGAAAGUGAAGAAGAAGACGGUGAAGUGGCGGAUCCCAGCGCCACCGAAUCGGUCGUGCCGCCGUCCGUGUUGCCACCGGGAAUUCAAAGUUCGGCUCCGCCGUUGGAUUUGCGAAAACAACCCGGCGAUAUCACACCCAUGGUUGCUGCCCCCAAACAACUCUAUCAAGUCUUGCCACAACAACAACCGCAGGCGGCGGCAGCCCAAGCCGGAACUGUGUUUGCAUCGAGCAAUGCCUAUGUGCUUCCAAAUGCAAAUAAUCAGCCGGCCGAUGGAAUGGCCAGUGUUCUGUCCAAGGGUGUACAGAACGACAAGGCCAAGAAAAAGAAUGAUGACAAGGAAGACACCGGUAAAGCCUUCAAGUUUUAGGUGCCGCAAGAGGAGUCAUGCCAUGCCGACCGAUCCAGUACAUACAUGUAAGACCCAAUGUUACCAUGAGAAUUGUUUCCACACGGGAGGAAGCACUAACUAAUCAGUUAUUUUCUCGAAACUUGUCACGGGGGCCGAGCGUCCGCGCCGUUUGUCUUUGUCUCUUGCAUCUUACCACAAUUUCGUAGCAAUGUUAACUUCUCUAGUAGCUAGUAGCAAAGGAUCUUCAGCAUGAAAGAGGACUACGAAUCUUCAAUCCACGAAUAC